This is a messenger RNA of Pocillopora verrucosa, 1095 nucleotides long. RefSeq names its product melatonin receptor type 1B-like. Gene Ontology annotation, molecular function: G protein-coupled photoreceptor activity. Gene Ontology annotation, biological process: G protein-coupled receptor signaling pathway; phototransduction; cellular response to light stimulus. Lineage: Eukaryota; Metazoa; Cnidaria; Anthozoa; Scleractinia; Pocilloporidae. The record is from RefSeq and is a predicted model, not a curated record. Gene Ontology annotation, cellular component: plasma membrane.
AUGGUUUCGCAGUGGACAACGGCUUCAGUUGUCAUUACAUCCUUGCCUCUCACAAUCGUUAUAUUGAUCGGAAUCUUUGGAAAUUUAAUGGUUGUCUUUAUUAGUACGAAAGGUAACAGAGUUCGUACGAAAGGCCGUGCUCUCAUCGCAAGUUUAGCUUUUGCAGACACUUUGGAAUCGACAAAUCUGCUAUUUAUGCUUGUAUCUGUGAUUAGUUAUGGAAAAUGGAUCUUCGCGGAAGAGCUGUGUCAAUUAAACGGGUUUAUGACAACAGAGUUUGUCAUUUCGUCCAUGUACAGUCUCACUGCAAUAAGCAUCAACCGCUACUAUAUGGUGGUAAGACAGAAUUACUAUCGCAGAGUUUUUAAUGCAAGGAAUCAGGCGUUAAUGAUUGCAUGUAUCUGGUGCAUACCACUGCCAUUUGCCAUCGGACCUUUGCUAGGAUGGUCAAAAUUUGAAUUCCAAUCCGGAAAAUGUCUAUGUAUCUUUUUCUUCAGUCGCUCAGUCGUUUUUUCUACGACGCUCCUUUUCGUUGCUGUUCCUCUGCCUAUCGGGAUAAUUGGUUUCUGUUGCUUUAAAGUUUACAAGCAGGUCCGGGAACAUUCGCGACAAUUGACAUCAAUGACUACAAAUGCACCUUCUGUUAACGUAGAGGAGGUACGCAUCACAAAGACUCUCGCUGUGGUCAUCGGUGCUUACCUAAUUUGUUUCAUACCAGCUGCUAUAAUAAAUUUAAUUGAAAUGGUCCAACCCAGCUUUAAAAUCCCAUUUUGGAUCGACAUUUUGUCCAUGAUACUGGUAUUUUGCAAUCACGCCAAUAAUCCUGUGAUCUACGGUGCGUUGAACAAACAAUAUCGCCGUGCUUUUAAAGACAUCAUGAAAAACCUUCUGGCCGGCCGAUGUUCUCUGGAGAAAACCUCAGACAGCUCGGCAAAUAACAGCACUAUCACUGGCAUGAGUCCAGCACCAAGAUCGAGAGGAUUGUUUAAAACCUCGGCAAAAGUGGCCGCAAUUGCUCAGUCGCGGAAAACGAACCAGGCAACCAUUGGAAUACCUGCAAGAAUGCUGGAGCCGACAACGGUCGCUAGUUGCUGA